Molecule: messenger RNA, 1314 nt
Organism: Colletotrichum siamense
Lineage: Eukaryota; Fungi; Ascomycota; Sordariomycetes; Glomerellales; Glomerellaceae
Product: Secondary metabolism regulator LAE1
Exons: 7
Coding region: 1-1314 (437 amino acids)
Molecular function (GO): methyltransferase activity
Source: RefSeq, a predicted model, not a curated record
AUGUCGCAGCAACCCGAAGAGGUCCCCGAGAUCCAGGCCGAUCCCCAGGUCAUUGCUGACCUCGAGUCCGAGGCGGGCUCACUCGACGAUGACGGGAGGAACAGGCGAGUCAACUCGAAGCUCGAAAUCGGAAGCGAGUAUGGAACUAAUUGGUAUCCACAUAGCCUUCGAGAGUCUACGGCCUCUCUGAGUUCCAGUGUACGCGAGUUUCGCACUAUCAAGGGCAGAACCUAUCAGACAUCCAACACCAUUGACUACUGGGCGCCGAAUGAUGAUAAGCAGCUGGAGACCUUCGACGUAGUGCAUCACUUCACCUUGAUGCUCAUGGAUGACAAACUCUUCUAUGCUCCAGUUCCGGUGGAGAAAGGCGACCUGAAAGUUCUCGACGUAGGGACUGGAUCGGGUCUUUGGGCCCUUGACCUUGCGGACGAAUUCCCGGCUAUUGAGGUCAUUGGGACGGACAUUUCAGCCGUGCAGCCCAGCUGGGUCCCGCCGAACUGCAUCUUCCAGAUUGACGACGCCCAGCUUGAUUGGACUUUCAAGAGGGACCACUUUGAUGCGAUCCACGCUCGCAAUUUGUACGGCGGCAUCGACAAUUGGCAGCGUUUCUAUGACCAAGCAUUCACUCACUUGAAGCCUGGCGGCUGGUUCGAGAGCAUGGAGUUUGACAUCUUGGCUGGCUCUGAGAACCCCGAAGUCGAGAAUGACCCGAACCAUAUUUUCAAGAAAUGGGCAGGUCUCUUUUGGGAUGCGGGUGACAUCAUAGGCCGCAGCUUCCGCCAGGCUCAGUACAAAGGCCCGAACGAGGAGAUCAUGAUGGUAAAGUGCAUGAAGGAAGCUGGCUUUGUUGACAUUGUGCAUAAGAAGUGGAAGGUGCCCAUCGGAGGCUGGGCCAAGGACCCAUUUCUGAAGCAGGUUGGGCACUACGCUGGCCUCUUCAUGGACCAGUCACUUGAUGGAUGGGCGCUCCAGCCGAUUGGCGAGAUCCUGGGAUGGACGUACGAGGAGAUUAUGGUCCUCGUUGCGGAGAUGCGUAUAGCUCUGAGGAGCUCGAAAUCACUGCCGUACUUCAAUUACCACAUGGUGUACGGCCGGAAGCCGGAGAAUCCGUGGGUCCCUUCCCCUGCUUCUGACCCGGCACCGGUCCCGACACAAGCCGAAGCUGCUGCAUCUCCAGCACCGGCUUCGGCCCAAGCUGAGGCAGUGGCAUCUCCGGCGCCGGCUCCGGCUCAGGGCGAGUCUGCGGCAUCUCCAGCACCAGCAGUUGCAUCCCCUGGAAACACGUCCGCUGAGGCUACGUCCCGUGCGCCCUAA